Messenger RNA from Moneuplotes crassus, 644 nucleotides. Lineage: Eukaryota; Ciliophora; Spirotrichea; Euplotida; Euplotidae. The record is from the annotation of a GenBank genome assembly.
UGGCUCGCGAUCUAUGGAAGGCUACAAUUAUUUGCCAGAAGAAGCGUAAUCAUCUUUUAAGAGGCUGGAAGCAGAAAUUUAUAAAAUUUUAGGCUGAGAGAAGAGAAUAAGCAAACUCAUUAUGAAGGAGUAAACCUAUCUGGGAAGAGUAAGAUAUCUAUAGUCUCUAAAUACAAAUCAUAUCCACUUAGUACCCGAUCAAAAUCCUUCUUCGGAACUUUUUAUGGGAAGUAUUACAGAAACGAAUCCAAGCAAUGCAUCUCUUGAUCAAAAUCCUAUGGGAAACUCUAAAAAGACCAAAGAAAGCGACCAACAUGUUGAUAGCAUAGAAUCUGACUAUCUGGUUAUUGAUGAAGAUAAUUUUGGCCAGUACAUGAACUCUGUGUUUAAGUAUACCAAAAUCUCUAUUGCUCAUCUUAAUUAUAUUUCGGAAUGAUGUCGGAGGACAAUCGAUCAGAAAUUCAAAUGUUGACCCGAGAGACUCAUUUUUUCCUCCUCCAAGUGAGAAUAUGAGAAUUGAUCUUACCAGAUCAUUGAGUAGAAGUGAGAGAAUUUUAUUUAUAUCCAUCAUCGUAGUCGUGGCUAUCGGCACAUCCUUAACAAUAUUAUUCUUGUACUUCUUCUAAAAUAAUAAGCUUAAUAUC